Messenger RNA from Saprolegnia parasitica CBS 223.65, 1788 nucleotides. RefSeq lists its product as hypothetical. NCBI's taxonomy places the organism in Eukaryota, Oomycota, Saprolegniomycetes, Saprolegniales, Saprolegniaceae. Gene Ontology annotation, molecular function: transmembrane transporter activity. Gene Ontology annotation, biological process: transmembrane transport. The coding region runs from base 1 to 1788 and encodes 595 amino acids. The record is from RefSeq and is a predicted model, not a curated record. Gene Ontology annotation, cellular component: membrane. The transcript has 3 exons.
AUGGCCGGCUAUGCAGCGAUCCAGAGCCCGUCUAGCGCCCACGUCUCUUUGUGGGACAACCGCAAAGAGUACAAGAGCGUCCUCUUCCAAGUGUGCGGCUUCAUCCUCCUCAUGGAAUCCCACUUGCACUGGACGGGCGUCUCGUCCAACUCGAUCAAGAGUACGUGGACGUCGCUCUGCUAUCUCUCGCCGCUCCUUGGUGCGUACCUCGCCGACGAGCGCUGGGGCCGCUUCAAGACGAUUGCGAUCUUUGGCACAUGGUACCUUCUUGGCGACAUCCUCAUGGCCGUCGCCGCGCACCCGCACGUGCUCGGCUGGAAGGAGACCAACGUCUCCGGCGUGUUUGACAAGGAAGGCGCCAACAUUGACGCGGCCCAAGGCCUCUUCGUGUUUGCCCUCUUUGCGUGCAUUGGCAUUGGCACUGGCGCGAUCAAGUCGAACGUCAUUACGCUCGGCGCCGACCAGUUCAACCCGGACGACCCGAAGGAAGAGGCCCAGAAGAUCACGUUCUUUUCGUACUUUUACUGGUGCGUCAACUUUGGCGCCGCCUUCUCGUACGGCUACCUCGCGACCUUGUGCGUCGAAGGCUCGGCGUCCAUCUCGGAAGACUAUGGGUACUUUGCGACGUUCCUCAUCUGCGCGUGUGUGAUGGCCGUCGCGCUGCUCUUCUUCUUCCUCGGGUCGCCGCGCUACAUCAAGCUGCCGCCCAACUCGGACGCCAUGUCCAAGCUCGUCAAGGUGCUCGUGCGGUCGUCGGCCAAGAGCUGGUCGGCCAAGGGUGCGUGCGGCGGCUUUGUCAUCCUCAUUCUCUCGUUCGUGCUCAACUUGAUUGCGGUCUUCCUGGAGGACGGGUCCUCGGAGCGCAAGGGCCUGACGUAUGUCGCGGGUGCCCUGGCUGUCCUCGGCUGCGUCACGUGGGUGCUCUCGGGCAUCAAUUAUGAAAACGUCAACGCCGCCAAGCGCUCGCUCGGUGGGCCCGUCGACGACCAGUCGAUCGACGAGAUCAAAAUGGUCGUCCGCGUCCUCCCGUUCGCGUCGUUCAUGGUCAUGUGGCAGUGCGUCUACGACCAGAUCGACGCCAACUUUCAGUCGAUCGCGCAGCAGACCGACCUUCGUUUUGGCGACGAGUGGGACGCGACGCAGCUCUCGGGUGCGGUCCUCGGUGUCUUUGACCCGAUCGCGAUUGUGAUUUUGAUCCCGCUCCUCGACGCCGUCAUCUACCCGGCGUAUAAAAAGUACUUUGGCAAGGCGGCGUCGCCCUUUGGCAAGGUGCUCGUGGGUCUCAUCAUCUCGACGGCCACGAUGUUUUACGUCGGCGGGUUUGAGAUCAUGCGCAAGGACUCGGGUGUCAUCAUGCUCGGCAACUCGACGUACCCGGACGGCUCGUUCCCGUACGUGCUCGUCGCGCUCUGCGAGUGCCUCAUCAACGUGACGGCGUACGAUGUCUUUUACUCGGAAGUCCCGAUCUACCUCAAGUCGACGUGCCAGGCCAUCAACCUCUUUAUGGUCUCGAUGGGCUCGAACGUCACAUCCAUCUUUACGCUCCUCUUCCAAGACGACAUUCCCAACAACCUCAACGACGGCAAGCUCGAGAACAUGUUCUUCGCCGUUGGCGCUGUCUCGGCCAUCAACCUCUUCUUCUACAUUAUCGUCAUGCGCAAGAUGCAGUUUGGCAUGGACAGCUCGCGCAUCGUCCACGAAGACGAAGUGAACGAGAAGGACGCGCUCAUCGACCGGUCGUCCAACCUCAUGAACGCGCGCGAGUCGUUCACGCAAAUGCGCGCCUAA